Molecule: messenger RNA, 1296 nt
Organism: Trypanosoma brucei brucei TREU927
Lineage: Eukaryota; Euglenozoa; Kinetoplastea; Trypanosomatida; Trypanosomatidae
Product: meiotic recombination protein SPO11, putative
Exons: 1
Coding region: 1-1296 (431 amino acids)
Biological process (GO): meiotic DNA double-strand break formation; meiotic DNA double-strand break processing; reciprocal meiotic recombination
Cellular component (GO): nuclear chromosome
Molecular function (GO): DNA binding; ATP binding; DNA topoisomerase type II (double strand cut, ATP-hydrolyzing) activity
Source: RefSeq, a predicted model, not a curated record
AUGGAAUCGUUUGUGUUGAACGUUAUUUAUGAAAUUGUGACUUAUCAAGGGAUGAAAUAUGAGAGACAGCGAAAGGGAGAUGCGCAACAUCCAGCUGAUGCCGCACUCCGAUCCGAAGAUGGGGACGAUGCAUGCGAGUUGAGAUCCCCGGAGCGACAACCAUCCGGUCCCAACCUCCUGACGGUAUCGUCACAGCAACAACAAUUGCCCCGACUGCGGCUAUUACGUCAACAGCUAUUGGUUCUUCGUCACCUCUAUGCUAAUGUUCAACUUGGUGUUAUAUGCACGCAGCGGGACGUUUAUUACCGGCUGGUUCGGUUUUUUCCGGAUCAGGGCUGUGUCAACCGUGUCAUUCAACAACUAGUCCAACAACUCGGUUUGCCUCGACAGCUGUUGGGUGUUGUUCCGGGAACACGCGGUUGUGUAGGCGGUUCAUUAAGCUUCCACGGAAUUGAUUUACGGCGGUACUCGUCUGAGGGUCUUCCAUUACCUGUUCUACGGGAGGAACUAAGUGUUGUGUGGCGCCCGAAACAUGAAUGUGAGUCAAUACCCGUCCAUUCCCCUGAUGAUAUUGAAGGAUUUGAACUUCACAACGACAUACGCUACAUUAUUGUUGUGGAAAAGCAUGCAGUGUUUUUUCGGCUGAUGGAAGAAAAAAUAUUUGAUCGGGUUUCGUGCGUUUUAUUAACCUCCCAUGGGUUUCCCACCGCUGCAGCUUUGACGCUGCUUUCAAAUUUGCAUCGGACGGCAACAGAUGUUGGUGUACCUGUCGUCGCACUGGUUGACUAUAACCCCAGUGGGCUUUCAAUUCUCCAACAGUACAAACAUGACACGGGACGGAUUCAAGAAAACCGUUAUGCUUCCGUUCACUCACUACGAUGGUUAGGUUUGCGUGGAUGCCACGUUUUGCAUGAUGGGAGUACUGAAGUAGCGGAUUCUCAAUGUUUGUCAUCAGGAAUUCAUGCGGGUGAUGCGGUGGGUCAUAUACCGCGUGUUGCUCGCCUACCAUUCCAGCCGUUUACUCAACGCGAUGAUGUUAUGAUUUCAAACAUUAUUGCAAGAUGGGCCGCUAUUUGGAAGGGAUGUGACGAUGGCGAAGAUGCGCAGCGUGUGUGGUUUAGAGAAGCCCAAAUAAUGCAGACGUCACGUGUUAAGGUGGAGUUGGAGGCGAUCUAUGAGUGUAGUGCAAGUGGCCCAUACGAACCUACGCAAAAAGGAUUUUCCUCACAAUCUUUACAUAAAGGCAGCUUCUCUACGUGGGUGUGUAGGGGAUUAUUUAGGCGGGACUACAUUUAG